Penicillium mononematosum is the source of this 801-nucleotide messenger RNA. RefSeq names its product M50 family metallopeptidase. The transcript has 4 exons. The record is from RefSeq and is a predicted model, not a curated record. The coding region runs from base 1 to 801 and encodes 266 amino acids. Lineage: Eukaryota; Fungi; Ascomycota; Eurotiomycetes; Eurotiales; Aspergillaceae.
AUGCCAGCCCUAUAUGCAGCGCUAGCCCAAAGUGCGGAAACCGCCCCACAUCAACUGGCCCGGCGUGACCUGACUGUCAACCACACCCAAGCCGUCACCUUGGGUGUGAUGGGAGCGUAUGUGGUUGUCAUCGCACUAUUAUGGAAUCUACCAUAUAUCCGCUGGGUACUAUGGCCCUUCAAGAUGCUGGUGAUUGCCUUCCAUGAAUUCGGCCAUGCGAUUACUGCCUGCUGUACUGGCGGAAAAGUCAAGUCCAUCUCACUGGAUCCGCAUGAAGGUGGCGUCACCCACAUGCAGGGCGGUAUGAGUGCCAUCACCCUUCCUGCUGGGUACCUGGGGUCAUCGAUUAUCGGCGCUCUAUUGAUCUUCGCUGGAUUUAAUAUUGUCGCCAGCAAGGUUGCCAGCAUCGUCCUCGGUGUCUGCUUCCUGCUUACCCUAUGGUGGGCACGGAGAGACUGGUUAACUAUCAUGACUGUUCUUCUUGCGGUCGGGUUGUUGGUGGCAUGCUGGUUCAUUGCCCAUGGUGAAGCCUUGCGCUGGGUCGUGUUGUUUAUUGGUGUUAUGUCUGGUCUGUAUAGCGUCUGGGAUAUUUGCGAUGAUCUCAUCCUUCGCAAAGUAAACAGCUCCGAUGCCAGCGUGUUUGCGAAGAGAUACGGUGGAUCUUCCCAGUGCUGGGGAGUCAUCUGGUCUCUUAUCUCUCUUGCUUUUAUGGCUAUUGGCAUCAUUGGUGGAAUCGCAGCAUUCCACGAGUCAUUCAGUGAACAACAGACCGAUUCUAAGAACUUCAUCCCGACUCGCUAG